UUUUCGUCUGCUCGUUAUUGCUGUUUUCGCAUUACUGCAGACAGUGAACGGACAAAUCCAGUUGUUGGCUUAUGGUGUCGUAGCUGAGCUCCGAAAUAAGAAACGAGAAAGGGCUACAUUUCUAUUAAAGGACGAACAAGAAGUGGAACUAUCUGGCAGUUCUGGAGACUCGAGAGAUGGAAUGUAAAUCUGAAGAAGUGACCUCCAAAGAGGAGAGUAAUGACAAGUGAUGUGUGCAUUGGUGUCAAGGCCUGUAUUGCUAAUUUGGAAGUUGCUUUGCUGUGUGAUUUAUUUGCUGCUUUGGUUCUGUGCUACAGUGUGGACCUUUAAGAGCAGCAGCACCCAAAACCAAUAAGCAGCUCAACAAACAGCUAAUAACCAAUCGCAUUUGCAUAUCAGAAUAAAGAAAACUGCUAACGCUGAAUGUGAUUGGUUGGUCUAUUUUGCCUAAAGUAGCUUAACAAAGCACUGGAAAGCUGAAGAUCGGUGAGCCGAGAGACUGCCUGACCCAGUAACAGUUGUGCCUGGUGCAGAACAAGUAGGGUGUCAACUUCAAAAGCCAAAGGGCCAGGCCUGGCACCACUUUCUACAAACGUCACUCUGUGGCUGAUGACCUGAAGUGUUGGCUGUUCUCAUUAAAGACACAUUUAUUGAGUAGCCUUUGUGAAAUAUUCAUUCUGUGAGGAAGAGUUGGGGUAGGGCACCAAGUGAAAACCAUUUAUCAGGAAGGCUGGGACAUUAAGGUGCAAGUGCCUGGUGCUGCUGUACAGGAGUCUUCUUUCCAAGUAUACCAUGGAGAGCAAAAAACCAGUGAAGAUUAAGGAGGAAGACUGCGAAUGGGAAUCUGUGCAAUGUCAGACAAACAUUUAUGGCAUUGAGCAAGAGAAGGGUUGUGAAUGGGAACCAGUCAUCGUUAAAGAAGAGUCUGAGCUGACAUGUGACACCACUAACCUGCAAAAAGACGAAUUUGUAAACCGGGUCAAGGCAAAAGACCUUAAAUCCGAGUCGGUCUAUCCACUUGUGUACCAACAGGAGGAAAUAACUGAGACAAGCUUCAAGAAAAGUCAACCUCACUCCCUCCAGAAUCAUUCUGUCCAGGUGAAGACUGAACCUUUCCGUUAUAAUAUGGAGGUGACUGAGAAUAUGUCCUGUUCAACGUAUUCUGGAGAAGAUUUACAAGAAAGCAGUAUCUUCUCCCCAUCUUCUUUUCCUGUGUCCUCUCUUCACCGUAGACUACAGCAAAAUGAAAGUGUGAAAAAACUGACACCUGAAUCAGAGAUGUCAUUACCAGGAUUGUUGCCAUGCAGCUUUUUGCCUGUUGUGAAAUUAACAAGAAUAGAUGCAGUCAACACUCAACAGCAGAGGCAUCAUGCAAAUUCAGCACCAGUUUAUGUCUGCCAAGAGAAGAGAAGUACUUUUAAACAACAGUCUAAAACUAAAACUAAGUGGAGUCAUACUGAGCAGAAACCAUGUUGCUGUUCUAAGCAUGGCAAAGAGUUCUGUAACAAAUGCAGUCUUCAGUUCCACUCAAAAGUUCACACAAAAGAGAAAACAUAUUGUUGCUCUGACUGUGGCAAAAGAUUUGCUUUCAAUCACUGUCUUCAGACACACAAGAGAAUUCACACUGGAGAAAAGCCAUAUUCUUGUCCUGAAUGUGGAAAACAAUUCACCUACAGUAGCCAUCUUCAGACUCAUAGAAGAAUUCACACUGGAGAAAAACCAUAUCAUUGUUCAGAAUGUGGCAAACAAUUUUCACAAAUCAGCAGUCUUCAGAUUCACAGAAGAAUUCACACAGGAGAGAAACCACAUUGUUGCCCUGACUGUGGCAAACGAUUUACUUUCAGUCGCAGUCUUUGGAUGCACAAGAGAAUUCACACUGGAGAAAAGCCAUAUUGUUGUUCUGAUUGUGGGAAGCAAUUCACCCAAAAAAGCAAUCUUCAGGCUCACAAGAGAAUUCACACUGGAGAAAAGCCAUUUCAUUGUAGUGACUGUGGCAAACAAUUCACGUUCAGUAGCCAUCUUCAGGCUCACACAAGAAUUCACACUGGAGAAAAACCAUAUUGUUGUUCUCAGUGUGGCAAACGAUUCUCCUGCAAUAGUUAUCUUCAGACCCACAGAAGAACUCACAUUUGUGAGGAGCCAUACUGCUGUUCUGAGUGUGGCAAGAAAUUCUCUGACAAAAGCAGUCUUCAGACCCACACAAGAAGUCAUGCAGGAGAGAAGACAAAUUGUUGUACUGACUGUGGCAAACAAUUCUUCAGCAGUACUCCUCUUCAAACCUUCACAAGAAUCCACACCGGACAGAAACCAUUUUAUUGUACUGACUGUGGCAAACUGAUAAUUGGAUGUGUUCUCAGUAAAGACCUUCUUACACAGUAUCCUCUUCCUUUUUGUCAUACUCUUUCCCAUUCUGGGAGAUGGUGCUGUGGGACGGCCAUUUGUCAAGUAGAAUUUAAUUAUAAGGUGCCAGCAUCCCCCGGUACAUUAAAGAGAGGAAGGAGAGAAUCUUCAUGCCACAGGAGUCUCCUUUCCAUGUACGCCAUGGAGAACAAAACAAGCUCUGUGGAUGUUAAGGAAGAAGACGGUGAAUGGGGGUCUGUGCAACAUCAGAUGAAGGUGUAUAAUGACGAAGAUGAGGAGGAUAGUAAAUGGGCUCCGGUACUUAUUAAAGAAGAGUCUGAGCCAGCAUCUGUUAUCGUAGACUUGCAAAAAGAUGAAAUUAUAAAUGGUAUCAAGGCAGAAGACAUUAAACAAGAGUCUGUCACUCAGCGUGUCUCUUCAGGUGAAGUGUUAACUGGAACAGGCUUCACGAAAAGUAGACCUCACUUCCUCCAGCAUCCGGUGAAGAGAGAAUAUUGUGAUUAUAAUGGGAAGAGAACUGACAAAGCAUCCUGUUCAACGCAUCAUGGAAAAGAUUUACAAGAGAGUGCCACCUUCUCCACAUCCUCAUUUCCUCAGCCAUCUCUUCACUGCAAACUACAGCAAAAUGAAAACUUAACAUCAGGCUCGGACAUUUUGUUAUUGACCUCAUUGCCAUAUAGUUCUUUGCCUGUUGUGAAAAUAAUAAGUGUAGAUGCAAUUAACACCCAACAACAGGCUCAUGAUACAAAUUCAGCAGCUUCUAAAACUAACCAUAUGUGGAGUCUUAUAAGACAGAAGCAAUAUGUCUGUUCUGAGUGUGGAAAACAGUUCUCCUGCAAUACCACUCUUAAGAGGCACAAAAGAAUUCACACCGGAGAGAAGCCAUAUUGCUGCUCUGAAUGUGGAAAACAAUUCUUUCAAGUAGGACAUCUUCAGGCCCACAGCAGAAUUCAUACGGGUGAGAAACCAUAUUGCUGUUCUGAAUGUGGCAAAAAGUUCUCUAAGAAGAAUGGCCUUCAGAUCCACCUAAGAACUCACACUGGAGAGAAGCCAUAUUCCUGUCCUGAAUGUGGCAAGCAAUUCAUCACCAGUACUAGGCUUCAGAUUCACAGAAGAAUUCACACUGGAGAGAAGCCAUAUUGCUGCUCUUAUUGUAGGAAACGAUUCUCAGACAAGCGUGUACUUCAGUUACACACAAGAACUCACACAGGAGAGAAGCCAUAUUGCUGUUCUGAAUGUGGAAAACAAUUCUCACAAAUAGUCCAUCUUCAGUCUCACACAAGAAUUCAUACUGGGGAGAAGCCAUAUUACUGUUCUGAAUGUGGCAAACGAUUCUCUGACAGACGCGGAAUUCGGUUACAUACAAAAGUUCACUCAGGAGGAAAUUCGUAUUGCUAUUCUGAUUGUGGGAAAUAAUUCACCACUAGUAGCAGUUUUUAGACUCACACAAGAAUCUACAUUGGGAAUGACACCUCUUAACUAAUGAUUAAGAUUCACUCCUGUCUAGACUGUGCAAAAAAUAUCUAGAGAAAUUCACCCUGAUAAAACAAUGUGGCUGUUCUGAUUGUGGGAAAACAUUCUCUAACAAAUACUGUCUUCAGGUUCAAGAUUACAAUGAAGAGAAGAAAUAAAACAAGACAAAAGAAAAGUGUGACAGGCUUAUCAACUAUUUACAACCUGUGAGUGGAUCCCAACAUCUGGAAAUUGCAUGGGCCUGAUUGCAAUAAACAAUGUGCACAGAUCAACAGGCAUCGGACCUCAAACGUAUCUGACAUUGUCUUCAGAUCAACAGAAAGGGUUUAGCCAUGAAAGUCAAAAAAGUCUCCAUUGUAACACCUUUUUAUUUAACGUUGACACCGGUUGCACGGCUAGAGCUAGUACAGUGUAUUAGUUUUGAGAAAACAAGCCAUGCCAGCCCACCAGCAAGGGCUUGGUGUAAGAAUUGAUUUGAGUGAAAAACAGACUGGCAACUUCAAGGUCUAAAAAGCAAAAGUUAAGGUCUGAUGUUUUGUCAGUUCAAAUGGACAGUUUAGAAAUAAAAGUGUUUUGCUGAGCUGGGACAUUAAGGAUUUUUAACAGGGGACCAGGGCACCAGAUGCAAAGCCGCAAGGGUUAGGAUCCUGGGCUACAGUUUCAGUGCCGCUGUGCCAUAAGAUGUGUCUUGACCAAGGCUUUCUGCUCUGAUAUUGUCAUGAAGUAUCUAAUGCAAUAAUAAGUAAAUAAUGAAGUAAUUAAACAAUAAACCUUAACAGUAAAGUAAAUUAAGGACCAACAAUACACUUAUAAUAGUAACACCACUAAGAAAAUAUAUGUAUUUAACAUAUGUUAUAAAUGAAGGAUAUGUAAAAAGGGUGUUCUAAAGAUGGCUACAGAGUUACAGCAAAAAUGAAUGCCUUUCAAAGGUUAUUAAAAAGAUAAAAGUUUUCACACACUUGUUCAGGAUUUGGUUACAGAAAGGCCGGAGAAUAACUGGAUGACUGGAAGUCUGGAUGAUGGAACAGAAGGAAAGAACCUCCGUGAUGGGGUUGCUGGACUGUAAGACCUUUCUUUGGUGUUUCUUCAUGGCCUGCACUUUUAAUUGUGCAACAGAAGCAGCUAUCUAUAUAUUAGAGAGAAAAGAGGUUGGGCUAUUGCUUGCUAUAUUUUAUUUAUAUAAUCUGCUUUUGAUGUGACAGGUUUUAUGCUUAAAUAAGAUAAAACUUUUUUAAACUAGUUUGCUGAUCUCAGGUGUGGGUUGGUAAGCCAAAAUGUUUUCAUUAAAGGAUAAAGCAAGAACUGCAAGACAACAGGGGCUUUAGGCCUGCUGCAGGUAGCCCCAUCACUAGACGGCCCGGUGGUCCGGGACUGUGUGCUGAACCUUAAGUGCAUUGAGGUCUCCUGAUGUCUCAUUUCAGCGAGAAAGGCAUUUCAUUUCCUAAGAUAUUAGUUUGCUAGUGGCACUUUUUGUGAUCACUUAUUUAUUGAAUACUUCCAAAUAGUGAAUUAAACAAAAUCAUACAGAACAUUUAUAAUAUAAUCCAUACUAUCAUGGAUGAGCAGACAUCCAGGAGUUAAAGACCUAAACAGUGGAAGACCAACUCUCAGUGGUUUUCAUGGAAAUUUUGUUUAUAUGAGAUGCAGAUAACUCCAUAUGUAAUAAUUUGAAAUUUACAUUGUAACAGCCAACCCCUUACCCAGACUGGCCACUACACUACCAAGACUAUUCCUUGGAUAACCGGAGGCUUCUUAAACUAGUAAGCAAGCCAUACUCCUUACAAGUUGUACUUUUUCACCCCAUGAAGAAAUAACCAGUAAACAGUAGACAGGAAUGUAAAAUCAAACACGAAUAUAUUGUAAAUGAAAAAAGACAAAUAUUCAAUAUUGCAAAUAUGUGCACAAAGAAAACACCACUAUCCCAAUGACACCAGUGAGUAAUUAUAUAAAACACGAAUAUACAUCUAUUUACAAAGAACCCUCCCUUGCCCCAAACACUAAAUAGGAACACAAACACAGAUUAGUUAUACACGGCAGUUGAAAUGUGGUGAUAAAUGAGUCCAAAAUAAAGUCCGGCGGUAUUAAUACUGGCUGUGGUGUUAUUGGGCUCCUUCCCGAAAACAAAACGACCUCACUGUGAAAGUCCUGACAAUGGCUGGUAUGAAUCCGAACCCUGGGGUUUCUCGGCACUGGCUGUCGUGAUCAGUGGAAUGAUGCAAUAAACGGCAGUGAUGAGUUGGUAAUUGAACUGGUAAAUUUAUUUAUUUAUUUAUUUAUCCAUCCUCCCUCUCUCUCUCUCUCUCUCUCUUUAGCCUUUCGCUCCUCUAUUGUAAAUACAGAAUGUCCCGGAUGUAUCUGGUGAGUUUAACAGGGAAUCUCCGUCUCAGGGCUGCGGUCUCUCCCCCAUCAUCUUUCCCCUUUUCACUUACGGGGACAACAUUUACUGAUGCACAUAUAAUGGACAGUAAACGGGACGAUGAAAACAAAACGCAACUCAACACAAACAUAAAACAAAUACUUAUUAUGCAGCCCCGCUACAACAUGACCAGUUAUCAUUGGGAGACUUCAAACGCGAACCAAAAAGACAUUUAGCAGCAAGACUGUUUAAACAGAUAAAGUUCUGCUGGUAAAGGGGUGAGAUGCAGGGAGGACAGAUGUAAAAGGAUUCGAGUUUCAGAUCAUUUUGGAAUAAGCCUGCCAAAUUUCAGCCU
This is a messenger RNA of Polypterus senegalus (gray bichir), 6545 nucleotides long. RefSeq names its product zinc finger protein 665-like. Lineage: Eukaryota; Metazoa; Chordata; Cladistia; Polypteriformes; Polypteridae. The record is from RefSeq and is a predicted model, not a curated record. The transcript has 5 exons. The coding region runs from base 793 to 3777 and encodes 994 amino acids.